CCUACGAUUACAAGACCACCUGACUGAACACACACUCCCUUUUCUCCUCCCUCAGUCCCUCCUACCUAGUCGAACUAUUCCCUUUCUCACUGAAUCUAUUCCUAAACUACAUUCAAUCAAAACUUUACAGAGAAGAAGAAAUGCCUCUGAAAUAACAUAUCAAAUGGCUGCACGAAUGGUCUCUUUCUUUCCGCUACUAUUGAGAUUUAUGAAGUGACAGACAACACCAAAAAUUCCAGGAAUCUCUCCUGAGAAGUCUCAUUAGUAUGAUCAAACGAGGGUUUACAAUGAUUAUCUGUCAGUCUCUUACAGUCGUUAGUUUCCGCUCCAAUGCAUUCAGAAAGUGUUUCUGUAGAAGAGCGUUUUGCAGCUCCUCCUCUUCAUGGCAAGAAGACAAUCUGAAUGGGUUAAAUGACCCUUUUGAUGUCCGGGCCCCUUUAAUUCCACGAGAUGCUGAAGGACAAAUUGCCUCUCAAGAAAAUGCUUCUGUUUCUAUAGAGGAUUUUGCAUUCUUGAAUAACACAUAUGCUGGAGAAGGUUUAAAAUGUGGCUUGGGUUCAUCAAGUAAGUACUCUAAACAAGCUAUUUCGAUUUUUCAUGAGAUUGUUAAUAAUAAUGGUGAUGACCUUUUUGGAGACAAAACACAAAAGUUUCUCAGGCACUUUAGAGGAAAACUUAAAGAUUCUUUAGUAAUAGAAGUUCUACAGCUAUUGAAGCUUCGUCCGGAAGUGGGAGUUAAGUUCUUCAUUUGGGCCGCCAGACAAAUUGGGUAUACCCACACGCCAGCCACCUAUGCUGCUUUGUUGGUCACUUUAGGGGUUGAAGAUAAUGAUAGUAGUAACAAUAAGAACAAUUAUGUUAGAGUUCCUGAACAUCUCCUUUUAGAGAUUAGAGAUGAUGGUGACAAAGUAAUCCUGGGAAAGUUACUGAAUUUUUUGAUUCAGAAAUGCUGCCGAAAUGGGUAUUGGAACGCAGCGCUAGAGGAGCUUGGGAGGUUCAAGGAUUUCGGAUAUAAACCGUCUAUGGUGACUUAUAAUGCUAUACUUCAGGUCCUUCUCAAGGCCGACCGGUUGGAUGCUGCUUGUCUGCUUCACAGGGAAAUGUCAAAUUCCGGUAUUGGUGUGGAUGGUUUGACGUUGGGUAGCUUCGCUCGAUCUCUGUGUAAGUUUGGGCGGUGGCAAGAAGCUCUAGGAAUCAUUGAAAAGGAAGACUACAUAUACGAUGCAGUAAUUUACACGAAAAUGAUCAGUGGGUUAUGUGAAGCUUCACUUUUUGAAGAAGCUAUGGAGUUUUUGCAUAGGAUGAGGUCUAACAAUUGUGUACCGAACGUAAUAACUUAUAGGACGUUGCUUGAUGGGUGUUUGAGGAAAAGACAGCUAGGUAGGUGUAAAAGAAUCCUUAGUAUGAUGAUUCCAGAGGGUUGUUACCCGAAUCCCUCGAUGUUUAAUUCUCUUGUUCAUGCAUAUUGCAGUUCAGGAGACUAUUCUUACGCCUACAAGGUACUCAAAAAGAUGGUGGUUUGUGGUUGCCAGCCGGGUUAUGUAGUUUAUAAUAUCUUAAUUGGGGGUAUUUGUGGAAAUGAUGAAUCACCUAGUUUAGAAUUAGUGGAGUUGGCUGAAAAGGCUUAUAAUGAAAUGAUUGAUGCUGGAUGCGUGCUGAAUAAGGUAAAUGUUGGCCAUUUCACUAGGUGUCUUUGUGUGGUUGGAAAGUUCGAAAAGGCGUUUGCGGUUAUUCAUGAAUUGAUGACUAAAGGCUUCAUACCGGACAAUAGUACAUAUGCCAAGGUUAUUAGUUUCCUGUGUGAAGCCUCCAAGAUUGAAAUGGCCUUCCAAGUUUUCCAAGAAAUGAAAAACAAUGGUGUUGUUCCUGAUGUUUAUACGUAUACAAUUAUGAUUGAUAGUUUCUGUAAAGUAGGUCUUGUUCAGCAGGCUAGGAAUUUGUUCGACGAAAUGGUAAGAGAUGGCUGUUCUCCUAAUGUGGUCACAUAUACCACAAUUAUACACGCUUAUCUUAAAGCAAGGAGAGUGUCCGAUGCAAAUGAACUUUUCGAGGAUAUGUUGUCAGCUGGUUGUGUUCCGAAUGUUGUCACAUACACAGUUUUGAUUGACGGUCACUGUAAGGCUGGUGAUGUCAAGAAGGCUUGUCAGAUUUAUUCAAGAAUGGGAGGAAAUGGAGAUAUGCCAGAUGUUAGUCAGUACUUUAGGGUUGAUGGAAAUAAUCCAACAGAACCUAAUGUUUUUACAUAUGGAGCAUUAGUGGAUGGUUUGUGCAAAGCCCAUAAAGUGUCCGAGGCUCGUGACUUGUUCGAAGCGAUGUCAGGAGAAGGAUGUGAGCCGAAUGAUGUUGUUCAUGAUGCUCUUAUUGAUGGGCUCUGCAAGGCUGGAAAAUUAGAUGAAGCGCAAGAGGUUUUUGCAAAGAUGUCAGAAUGUGGGCACAGUCCAAGUGUUUACACAUACAGCUCUUUGAUUGAUAGACUGUUCAAAGACAAGAGGGUUGACUUAGCUAUGAAGGUCUUAUCCAAGAUGUUAGAAAAUUCUUGCUCCCCUACUGUGGUUACAUAUACAGAAAUGGUGGACGGACUUUGUAAGGUAGGAAAGACCGAGGAAGCGUAUAAACUUUUCGUAUUGAUGGAAAAUAAGGGGUGCCGUCCAAAUGUUGUGACUUACACUGCAAUGAUAGAUGGAUUUGGGAAAGUGGGUGAUAUCAACAUGUGCCUUAAACUUUUCAGACAGAUGAGUGCAAAGGGCUGUGCUCCAAAUUUUAUAACAUACAGGGUCUUGAUAGACCAUUGUUGUGCGGCAGGACAUCUGGAUGAGGGUCAUGAACUUCUACAGGAGAUGAAGCAGACUUGCUGGCCAGCACAUGUGACAGGUUAUCGUAAGGUUAUCGAAGGUUUUAAUAGAGAGUUUAUUAGCUCACUUGGUCUUUUAGACGUGAUGGUAGCAGAUGGUUCCUUGCCGAUAGUUCCUGCUUACAGGAUUUUGGUUCACAGCUUCUGCAAGGCUGGAAGGCUGGACGUGGCUUUGGAUUUGUAUAAAGAACUCGUAACAGUUUCGGGUGGCUUAGGGCAUACCCAUAAUUUGUAUGCUUCUCUAAUUGAGAGUCUUUCUCUAGCUUUCAAGGUUGAUGAAGCUUUUGGUUUGUAUGUAGACAUGACAAGGAGGGGUUAUAUUCCAGAUAUAAGUGUUUUUUUUAAUCUCAUUAAAGGCCUUACCAAAGUUAACAAGUGGGAUGAGGCGCUUCAACUUUCAGAUAGUAUAUGUCAGAUGGACAUCAAUUAUAUUCCUGGGGUGGAAGAAACAUAGUGUUGGAUCUUACGAGUAUGGAAGUUAACAAUCUGAUGAGUCACAAGAGGGUGAGUCGACACCUCAGAACCUGGUUGGUGUGCGGUACUGCCAUGGAUGUUCACAAGUGCUUGUUGCAAACAUGUGCUAGAAAUAUUUGCAUCAUUUUCAAGGCUACCCACAUGUAGGUACGUCAGGAAGUGUGAAGUUUGCAGUUUUCUUCUGCUUACGCUGGAUAACAAAUAUUGACAUAUAUUGUUAUGCAUCCUACCAAACGUCCACGAAGUUUGCAAGGGCAAUGAGUUGCAACAAUGCCGUGCAAUACUGUGUGCUGUGAAUCUUGCAGUUUAUCAAUCAUGUCCAAGGAAGAAUCUUCCAUGACCAGUUGCAUUCAAUUAAAUGGAAGAGCGGUAUAUCGCUUGUAUGCUACCCCGGAGUUCCCCUAAAAGGGAAGAGACAUCUUUACCAAUUGGAGCGAAGUAAGAAAUCUCAUAUCCUUUUAUACUGUUAUGAUGAAAGAGCACAAUAAUAUGGUGAGGAAGUAAAAAGCAGGUGAGAUUGGGCUGAAAAAUCAAUUGAUGACAAUGCAAAAACAGAAGGGACUUCACAUGAGCAUUGGUGGUUUUAUUUUAUUAUUGAUGUAUUAGUACCCGUCUGUAUGACUGUUCAGUAUGGUACUUAAUUCGUCACUACUCGAAGGAUCAGGAGAUGAAGAAAUACACAUCUGAAAUCAUGUUGUCUGGGAAAUAUGUGAAUGUUCUUUAUGGACGUUGUGUAUUCUUCUCACGCAGCAAAUGGAGCAUCAGUUAGUAGGUUCUGGGACUGGAAUUCUGCAGAAAGUCAUUGGUUGGGCGAAAACUGAAAGCUUUGGUGAUUCAAAAGAAAUGCAAGGGGUUACAGGAUGUUAGGAAAACCAUAUUAAGACAAUGCACAGAGUCUGUAGGAAUUGAAUUUAUUGGCCACAGUAGGUCAAAUCUUACCAUCAAAAUUAUGUUCUGGUGCCAAAGCUUAUGUAUUCUUUUAAUUUUUGAUGCAAAAAACAAGAUACUAGUACAUCUUUUUAUCCUCCAGAAUCUGAUUAACCAGGAAACUCGCUUUUUUGA
Messenger RNA from Papaver somniferum (opium poppy), 4387 nucleotides. RefSeq names its product pentatricopeptide repeat-containing protein At1g06710, mitochondrial-like. Gene Ontology annotation, molecular function: protein binding. The transcript has 4 exons. NCBI's taxonomy places the organism in Eukaryota, Viridiplantae, Streptophyta, Magnoliopsida, Ranunculales, Papaveraceae. The record is from RefSeq and is a predicted model, not a curated record. Bases 267 to 3305 code for a protein of 1012 amino acids.